Molecule: messenger RNA, 841 nt
Organism: Diorhabda sublineata
Lineage: Eukaryota; Metazoa; Arthropoda; Insecta; Coleoptera; Chrysomelidae
Gene: Unc50
Product: protein unc-50 homolog
Exons: 1
Coding region: 1-753 (250 amino acids)
Cellular component (GO): Golgi membrane
Source: RefSeq, a predicted model, not a curated record
AUGAGCACUAACAACAUUUACCUAACAUCCCCAUGUAACAUGGCAACUGCUUACAGCAAAUGCGCUAGAUAUAUGAGAAAAAUCUUUAAAUUCAAUCAAAUGGACUUUGAGUUUGCUUUGUGGCAAAUGUUUUAUCUAUUUGCAAAUCCACAAAAACUGAUUAAGUUGUUCAGGGCAAGAAAAUUAGCCAAAUCACAGUAUGCAAGAGAUGAUCCAGCAUUUUUAGUUCUUUUUACAGGUGCUCUUAGUAUAACAUCUAUAGCUUUUUCUAUUGUACUAAGAUUAUCUUUUUUUCAAUUCCUCCAAUGUCUUUUGGUUGUUAUCUUUAUAGAUUGUAUUAUAUUUGGUAUGAUUGUCGCUACUUUAUUCUGGUACUUAACUAAUACUUUUCUGAAACCAAAAAGUAACCCUGAGGAUGUUGAAUGGGGGUUUUGUUUUGAUAUACAUUUAAAUGCUUUCUUUCCUCCUUUAAUAUUGCUUCAUUUUGUUCAGUUGUUUUUCUAUAAUGGAAUCAUUAGUCACGACUGGACGAUAUCUAUUGUUUUGGGUAACACCUUUUGGUUAUGCUCUUGUCUUUAUUAUUUUUACAUUACCUUUUUAGGUUACAACUCAUUACAGAUAUUGAAUAACACGAGAUAUUUCUUAUUGCCUGUACCGUGGAUUGUAUGCUUUUAUGUUAUUAGUUUGUUAAUGCAGUGGAAUAUAACUCAUAAUCUAAUGAACUUUUAUAGAGAUUUGUAUAAUCUUAAGUAAACUGUAAACUAUGUGUACAUAAUUAAUAUAUCAUUUAAAGUAAUAAUAAAUAUACUAAUUGAUGUACAAUAAAAUUAGUUUGCUAGUA